AGAGCUCGGCGGCCUUACUCGGCCCCGGCGAGCUGCAGUGCGCCCGGAGCCCGCCCGCGGAGGAGCCCGGACGCCUAGCAGGCAAGGACCGCCGUGCUGGGCCGCGGGGACGGGGCUGACAGCUUCAAGAGCCAGAAAAAAGAGUUCUCAGGAUGCCAGAGCCAGCAAAGUCCACUUCUGCCCCCAAAAAGGGCUCCAAGAAAGCCGUGACAAAGACCCAGAAGAAGGGCGAUAAGAAGCGACACAAGAGCAGGAAAGAGAGCUACUCCAUCUACGUCUACAAGGUGCUAAAGCAGGUCCACCCCGACACCGGCAUCUCCUCCAAGGCCAUGGGCAUCAUGAACUCCUUCGUCAACGACAUCUUUGAGCGUAUCGCGGGUGAGGCGUCGCGCCUGGCGCACUAUAACAAGCGCUCCACCAUCACCUCGCGGGAGAUCCAGACAGCCGUGCGCCUGCUGCUGCCCGGAGAGCUGGCCAAGCACGCCGUCUCUGAGGGCACCAAGGCCGUCACCAAGUACACCAGCUCCAAGUAGCCCAGCGCUUCUUCUCCAGUGGGCCCAUUGAGCACAGGCACAGGUAGGCAGCUAUGGUUUGGACGAAGGUCGCAGCUAAUCUCCAUGGCAACGGACAGACUUGGGAUGGGCAUUAGGAACUGGCUAGUGGAAGAUGAGGCAGCAAGCUGGAUGCUGGCUUAUUUUCAUUAUGAGUUCAGGAUGUGCUACAGGUUCCGCACACUGCACGUCAGGCGAUGCUGGUGGAGGAGGCCUCUGCUUUCACAUCUCAUCUGAGGGACUGGCCGCAGCAUAUCCAAAUUCUUCUUUGUGCUUGAAAAACAUGCAUGUGUGGUGCUGGCCAUGGUGGCUGACUGCUCCAGAGAUAUUGCCUCUGAUGUCUUCCUGGCUGCUUUCAUACAGUUGUCCAAGAUGGGCACCAAGAAGACUGCACUGUAUCCACUCUGUGAUAGCCCAGAUCCAUCCUGUUGUACAGCAAAACAGCCUACCCAUGCAGAUCUAGCUGACAUCAACAGCCACAGCAACCACCAGGCACAGUCCAUAGAGUAAAAUCUGUACUGAUUCAGCAGAGAUCCUGCUUGGCAACGGUGUGCAAGGCCUCUGUUAAACAUGCUGUGAUAAUGCCAUGUGCUGUCCCUCCUCGUUGCUCCUGAGGGAGGAGGAGCGAGCAGGCUGGUGGCACAGGCGUGUGUGGCCUUACCCACCAGGAUGCCAGAGCCACCAGCUGACUCCCAGCUUGUGCCAAAGCAUCUGGACAGACAAGGGGAAUGGUGGGACCCGGUCAUUACCUCCUCCAGCUGCUGCUUUGCCCACUCUGAGACCUACUUCAGUGUGUAAGACAUCGCUAAUGCUGCUGCUUUUUGGAGACUUUUUUCUGCCUGUGUGCUCUUCUGCCGUGUUCACUGUAAGGAUGGACAAGUGGGUGCUGUCCAAGGGGCUGUGGGCAGCUCACCUUGCCCCUGCCUUCCCUGUUUCGCUCAUCUGCUGGCAAGAAAAACAAAGUCAGGGCUGGGUGAAUAGGUAGGGACUCUUGAAAUAUCACUGCAUCCCACUAGUAUUUCACAGAUUAAACUAGUCUAAGCUACUUCAGAUAUUCCCCGUGUCUUCUCAAAAUCUACAGUAAGGUGAGCAAUAAUAAAAUCCCUAUAAAGCCAUAGAGAUUAGUGGAGGAAUGUCUCAGUUACAAGUUUAGCAUGCCUGAAUUGCUGGGUAACAGAUAAAGAGCAUGUGUAGAAAUAGUGUGAAGCUGAAGCUUCCUACUCAAAACACAAAAUUAGCCAACACUGAAAAAAGUCAAAAUUUCUGGUAGGCUGUAGCACUUUCAGAUCAAAAAUAUUCAUGCCUAAAUUGCUUUUUGCAAUUUAUUCCGUAAAUAAAAAGAACAGCAAAGACACAGCAUCCAGAACUAAUGCAGGUGCUCUCUGAAAUUCAGUGCUAAUGUUAGGAUAAAUUCCUACCCCUAAGUAAUAGUCUUGUGGUAUAUCAUUUUCCACUACUUUUUAUCUCCAUCUUUUUUCUUUGCCCUUUGAGAAUGAUGGGCACUCUUGUUGUGUUGCUUUUGGAGAUGCAGAAUUCUGCAAGUCUGGAAGAUUCGGUUAUUUCCUGGCUUAUGAGGGUGUUGCAGAAUCCAGUUGGCCUGAGGAAGGGACUGUUUGUGCCCAUGCCACUGAGAGCACCUCAGAAACCUGAGAGCAGCGUGAGCUCCCACACGGUCACUGUGCAGGAGCUAAGGACAGGUGGCAGCCUGCUGCAGCUUGGGGUUUGAGCACCCCACACCCAAAAAUAGGCUCUCCUGCUGCACCUUGCUCAGUGGUAGGACACAGGAGGGGUUUCAGCCACGUUUCAUGCAGUAAUUCCAGCCGGAAUCACUCACAAUAUCUUUCAGAAAGCACGAGCUGUGUCUCUAGACUGCAGCACCCACAGCAAGCAGCUCCCAUAAGCAGCAGCUGUAUUUGGCAGCAGAGAACUGUCACCAGCCUCAACCGUUUCCUCAUGGUACUUUGGAAGAGACAGCUUAGCACUUCCUUUGGUUUUCCAAUUAAAUAGUCAAAAUCAGAUACCAAAGAUGAAAAAGUACCUGCACUGUCGUACCUGCACUGUUGAACCACCGUCAGUGCCCCCUCUCCCAGCAGAAGUCAGAAAGCAGAGGUUGCAGAGGGGGAAUAAGGCUGUUUCAAAGGGGAGAAAUGGCAGUUUAAGACUGCAGAAGUACUUGAAGGCUUGAGGGGGUUUUUAUGUUGCUUAACGCCUGGUGGCUGUGACUGAUCAUCUCCAUCCACCUACAGCUUAGGCUGUCAUUUCACACAUAAUUUGCUCCUCACUCUCUCUUCGUAUCACUUUCUGUUUGCCCCCGACAACCUGAAGGAGAGGAUUGGGGAACUGAUCCGGGUUAAAAUGAAAGUUUUAUUUUAUUUUUUUACUCUUGCAGGGUUCAUUUUAACCCAGUUCUGGUGGCUGCUCUGAUUUGUCACUGUCACACAGGCAGCUGUGGCAGCCAAGGGAGGGCUGAGCUGGGACAGGCAAGGCUGCCAUCAGCUGGGACUGCCUCAAAAGCAGUUGUGAAGUCAGUGGCCAUAGUGUCGAAGCACAAGUGACAAAAUGAAACCUGUGUCUCUGCCAUCUGUGCAGAUUCACAAUCACAUCAGUUCAAUGGGAGCUAUUUUGGCUGGGAUGGGCUUGGACUGAGCCUUAGGGGCAAUAGAAAAUGGUCUGGAUGUGGGAGGAUCAAAGCAGCAAUUGUCCAAACAUUGGUGUGGCGUGUUGCACAGGUCCCUGGCAACACGGAGGAAAGAGGAUUUCAUGCUUGUGGGUCUGUGCUUGUUAAAAAGAAGUCUUUUCUGCUCUGGAACUGAUAAAACACUUUGAAAAUGAGAAUAGUAUGCCUAGUCAUGCUGACCCCACCUGAUUCCUACUGCAACAACAGAAGCACCUCUGGGACAUUCCCAUCUUUUGCCAGCAAAUAA
Gallus gallus (chicken) is the source of this 3475-nucleotide messenger RNA. RefSeq names its product histone cluster 1, H2B-V-like (similar to human histone cluster 1, class H2B genes) (gene HIST1H2B5L). The transcript has 2 exons. The record is from RefSeq and is a predicted model, not a curated record. Bases 153 to 533 code for a protein of 126 amino acids. Lineage: Eukaryota; Metazoa; Chordata; Aves; Galliformes; Phasianidae. Gene Ontology annotation, cellular component: nucleosome. Gene Ontology annotation, molecular function: structural constituent of chromatin; DNA binding; protein heterodimerization activity.